CCCCCGAAAAUUAUAAGUACUCGAUACAAUGUAAACAAAACUAUUAUCAUCGCAAUAGUUUAGGGCAUAAAUAAAGCAGAGUGGUGUGCGCAAUAUUGUCAGUAGUAAUACAUUCACUCUAGCAACGAGUCAUUGUUCUCUGUACUUAAAAUCAUUUUUUUCACGUUUAAAAAUAAAUUUACAAGUGUUUCUAAACAUGGCUGGCUCAAUCACGGAUAAUGCAGCUAUACACAAGAAAACCUUUACAUAUGUCCCACCAACUCCGCCUUCGGAGCUUAUCGAUUCUACUAACUAUACGUUGAACUUCGUGAAACGUAAGUUUAUACAUAUUGGGAUCGAUCCGACUGAUAUGUUCAGAGUGGCGGUGCAUAUAAUAACACCAUCACGUUAUGUUAAAAUUUCAACUGAGUUUCUAAAAAGAAUAUUUUCACUGAUGGGUAAUAUCCUAUCAUUUAUUUUGGAGCAGCCGGCGAAAUAUAAAAGAACCAUUUUUCUCGAGACAGAGAAUUUCAAGUUAUUUAGCAUGAUGUAUAGCGGUGAAAACUCCUUAGUAAUAGAGUCCAAGAUACACGACGGAUGUCGAAUUCUUUUAAAUCGUACAGAACUCAUACGACUUCACUACCUAGAAUGGUGCAUUUUCGAAACAAUCGUACGAAAAUCAACUAUAAUGCAUCCAAUCGUCUUAAAACAAUUCAAUAUAUUUACGAAUUAUAUUGAUGGUGAACUUUCCAAAGUGGAAUCAUUGCCGAGAACGAGUGAAGAAAUGACUACGUUUAUUAAAAAUGUACGUGACGAUCAUAUUAUUGCAAGCAGUCCUAAACAUGAUGUUAAUUUCAUUAGUCAGCUCAAAAUGUAUGCAUUAGCGCAAUUAACUGAACACUGCAUGCAACAAUGGAAUGGAGAAAUGUCUCCAAAGCCGUUUGAUGGAAAUUUAACAAUCAUUUCGCCGACCUCGCCAACUUCUGAUUUACCUCCGAGCAUCACGAAAGUCUACACAUUUGACAUGCAUAAAGAAAAAGAAAAUAAUGCAAAGCCGUACGAUUCAUUUGACGGCAUGCUGUCACUCGAUGAAAAUGAUGGCCCCGAUUUUUUCAACGUGCAAACCGUAUCCGAUGCAAACCACGCAACGUAUGCAAUGUUCCCAAGACCAUUAUGAGGAGUGUGGAAAAUAACAAACUCUUUUUAAUAAUUAAUUAUACGAUUAAUAAUUUAUGCGAAAUAAAAAGACAUGAUAUUUAUAUAAAAAGUAUUUUUUAUUUUUAAUAAUAAGUUAUACAAUAAAUAUUUACAUUGUUCUUACUUCACCAUUAAAUGGAUUAUAAGUUAUAAUCUGGUCAUGUAAUAUUAAACAAUACGCUGAGGUGGAGGCUGGAAACGCUUCUUCGGUCUCAAUCUCAAUCCUGAGGUCGACAGUCGAGGUUUUUACAUCAUCGUUCUGUCGGCUCAUAUCCACAACUAUAAUUGGUGAUAGUUUUUUGAAAUCCGAUCGAGUCAAUAGAGGUGUAACAUUAUCACGACCGUAGUAAGAUUUCUGAAACUCGGCGUAUGCGCGGUAUAAUGUAGCCAUCUUGUUCUUAGUAAAGUCACUUUGGAAAUCUUCGUAAGGGAAUACCUCGGAAUUCAAAUAAACCUUCAAGUUUUUGAUUUUACAAUGAUCGAAAUAUGACAUUGCUUUACUCAUACUGUUUUUCCUAUCAGUCUGAAAUCCGAUUAUAGCAUAUCGUGGUUUUUCUAAUUUAUUAGAUGUUUUUACUUUCCACGAGUGCGAUGUGUUUUGAGGGAGAAAUGGGUAUUCGCACAACUCCCACGAUCUAAACGCACAUUUUAAAGCUUUC
This is a messenger RNA of Aphis gossypii (cotton aphid), 1835 nucleotides long. RefSeq lists its product as uncharacterized. Bases 197 to 1156 code for a protein of 319 amino acids. The transcript is spliced from 3 exons. Lineage: Eukaryota; Metazoa; Arthropoda; Insecta; Hemiptera; Aphididae. The record is from RefSeq and is a predicted model, not a curated record.